AUGGAAUAUGUAGUGCAGGGUCCUGAAGAUCCAGCAAGAGGACCGCCUGGACCGCCUCAUGGCUAUCCGUUCAAUGGGCGACCAUCGAUGCCAAAUGGCCCACCCAGGAAUGAGGGUGCUCGUUUUCCUCCAAUCCAGACUCUCCCAGGGAACUUCCCCAACGGAUUUGGUUCACCAGAAAGGCCUUUUGCCGCCCCUGAACCGCCGCCAGUGUUUAUUCCAUCACCCAUGCAAACGUCGUUCCCUCCGCCGAUGCCACCGCCAAACUAUCAGCUCAGCGGACUACCGCUCAGUGGCUACGAACUCCUAGCAGCCAAGCUCUCGGGCAGCAUGUCAGGACCAAGACUUGCACCCAUCUAUCGACGAUUUGAGUCGCUUCAUCACCGGCUGCUUUUGCAUAUGCAGGAUGAGCUCAUCGAACUGGAAGAGCAGCUGCGUAACCUCGACGCAGCGGACACUCAAAAAAGAAAAUUUCCAGGAGGGAUAUUUCCAGCAUCUCGUCGAAAAGAAAACAUGAGCCCAACCGACGCGACCUGGAAGAAGAAGGAAAUCAUAAGUCACAUUGCGCAAAAGCUGUACCAGUAUAACCAAGUCAUCACUUCGUUCAGCACAACUUACCACAUGGCUGAACCAAGCAUUCAAGACGUUGUGAACUAUAGGUCUUACCUCAACGCAAUCAACCCUCUUGUAGAGGAAGAGUGCCAGUUUCUGGAAGCCUCUGAUGACCUCGUCAAUCUAGGGCGGCGCAGACGACGCUCAAAUGGCAAUCCACAAGACGAUCCUCUCAGCCCCAUGCCCCGGUCAUCCAGUGUCGUAGGGUUUCCUCCACCACCCAGUAGUCAAAUCUCCAAUGCCGGUAGCUCAACUUAUCAAAAAAUCACCGAGGUUUCUUCCCUUAAGCGCGUUGUUCUGGCCAUGGCGAUGAUUGUACUUGCCCCUAUUGUCUGCUUCGCCGUGAUCCCAGGUUUCGUCGGCCGUAUGACAGUCGUCUUUCUGGUGGGUCUCGGGGGAGCUGCCGCGUUGCUCCAGUCCGGGUUGUUGAAUUCAUUAGCGGAGGAUCGAAGUACGCUGGAUUGGGUUGUUUGUGCAGGGGUUUAUGGAGGAGUAAUGGCUGUGAUUGCCGGUAUUAUUUGA
Messenger RNA from Trichoderma virens Gv29-8, 1134 nucleotides. RefSeq lists its product as uncharacterized. The coding region runs from base 1 to 1134 and encodes 377 amino acids. Lineage: Eukaryota; Fungi; Ascomycota; Sordariomycetes; Hypocreales; Hypocreaceae. The transcript has 3 exons. The record is from RefSeq and is a predicted model, not a curated record.